Paralichthys olivaceus (Japanese flounder) is the source of this 1058-nucleotide messenger RNA. It is a transcript of the gene asip1, whose product is annotated as agouti signaling protein 1. Gene Ontology annotation, molecular function: melanocortin receptor binding; neuropeptide hormone activity. Gene Ontology annotation, cellular component: extracellular region. Lineage: Eukaryota; Metazoa; Chordata; Actinopteri; Pleuronectiformes; Paralichthyidae. The record is from RefSeq and is a predicted model, not a curated record. Gene Ontology annotation, biological process: hormone-mediated signaling pathway; melanosome organization; positive regulation of melanin biosynthetic process.
CAGUGAGAGGGGGGGGGGGAAGAGAAGAAGAGGAAAAUAAAAGACAAGAUCAGAGGUGAAGGGAGGAGAGGAGAGUGGUGACUUGUGGACCAAAGAGGCAGGGAAAUAAAGACUCUGCAGCAAAGACAGAAAGACAGAAAGGGACAAAGGACAGCGUCACAGUGUAGAAACAGGAGCAACCACGGACUGAGGCACAGCUGGAACCACAGAGAAAGAUGCACUCCUUCCUGCUGCUCGGCUGUUUUGUCCUCGCCACCACAGAGUACUUUCUCGGCUCUGCCCACAUGAUCCCCGACGAGAGACUCUCCACCAAUAAGGUCGUUGUAUCGAACAUCGUGUCUCAAAGCCUCGACAUCGGCCCCCCCCCUGUCGUUAUCGUGGAGUUACCCAAAUCAGCAAAGAGCAAGAGAGCAAAGAAACAAAAAAAGAAAAAGUUUGCGAAGCGGCCGCCUCCUCCCGCUAACUGCAUUCCCUUGUGGGGAAGCUGUAAAUCCCCCAGCAAUGUGUGCUGUGAUUUCUGUGCCUUCUGCCAGUGUCGGCUCUUCAGAACUGUGUGUUUCUGUCGAAUGGGCAACCCCCGCUGCUGAUUGGCCACGUGCUGCCCGACCCAGCUCCAAGCUUACAGAGCAGAGCUUCAUGCUAAAGCAGGCUACGUGAAGUGAGGGGAAUCGCGUCUUGGUUUGGUCCAGGAUUCGUAGAUCUGCCUUACGUCUACUGCAUGAAAGCACUUUAUCAGAGAGGACUGCACCACAGUGAACGUUCCCAAAUCUCCUACAGGGUGUAACGCCUGUAGCACUGCUAUGAAACUCAUCAAUAAAAACUUUUUUAUGUUACUUUGAGCUUUUAGAGCAUGCAUAGAUAGAAUAUAUGCUCAAACCAUUUUGUAUAUUGCUUUAUUUUUACACAGAAAUACACGAACGUGCAUUAUCAUUACAUUUUAAGAACCUUUGUAAGAAUAAAGUCCUGUACGACGUUUUCAAUGACAGUGUUCUUUGUCUUAUUCAGCCCUCAAGGCAAAUCCUAUUGGAUGUUUGCUGAAAUUUCCAACCGACAUGUUU